ACUCACACCUGAGAACACUCAACUCCUCUCACCACCUCAACCCCACUCGGCCCCACACACCACCAUGACCGGCUCCUGCUGCGGCCCCACCUUCUCCUCCCUCAGCUGUGGCGGAGGCUGCCUCCAGCCCUGCUGCUACCGCGACCCCUGCUGCUGCCGCCCCGUGUCCUGCCAGACCACCGUGAGCCGCCCCGUGACCUUCGUGUCCCGCUGCACGCGCCCCAUCUGCGAGCCCUGCCGCCGCCCGGUCUGCUGCGACCCCUGCAGCCUGCAGGAGGGCUGCUGCCGCCCCAUCACCUGCUGCCCCACGUCGUGCCAGGCCGUGGUCUGCCGCCCCUGCUGCUGGGCCACCACGUGCUGCCAGCCCGUGUCUGUGCAGUCCCCGUGCUGCCGCCCCACCAGCUGCCAGCCGGCCCCCUGCCGCACCACCUGCCGCACCUUCAGGACCUCCCCCUGCUGCUGAGCAGUGCACUGCCUGCGCAGAGCAAGCAACCGACCGUCUGAAAAAGUUCUACCCCCAUUUCUCUACCUAACAAACUUCUUGCCCUAUGCCCUUAAGACCUCGCAUCAACUAGGAACUGGAGAUGCAGGCUCAUCUAUUAAGGCUUGGGCUAUUCUCAAGUAACAACUUCCUUCUUCCCUUCUUAUAUCUUAAGUCUUGCAGCAUGUUUGUUUUCUAAUAAACUUCUUUUUUGGCCCAGCAAACACAA
Messenger RNA from Capra hircus (goat), 710 nucleotides. Its product is annotated as keratin, high-sulfur matrix protein, IIIA3-like. Bases 65 to 463 code for a protein of 132 amino acids. The record is from RefSeq and is a predicted model, not a curated record. The transcript has a single exon. Gene Ontology annotation, cellular component: keratin filament. NCBI's taxonomy places the organism in Eukaryota, Metazoa, Chordata, Mammalia, Artiodactyla, Bovidae.